Paraphaeosphaeria sporulosa is the source of this 1638-nucleotide messenger RNA. Its product is annotated as signal recognition particle protein. Bases 1 to 1638 code for a protein of 545 amino acids. Gene Ontology annotation, cellular component: signal recognition particle, endoplasmic reticulum targeting; cytosol. The record is from RefSeq and is a predicted model, not a curated record. NCBI's taxonomy places the organism in Eukaryota, Fungi, Ascomycota, Dothideomycetes, Pleosporales, Didymosphaeriaceae. The transcript has 3 exons. Gene Ontology annotation, biological process: SRP-dependent cotranslational protein targeting to membrane, translocation; SRP-dependent cotranslational protein targeting to membrane. Gene Ontology annotation, molecular function: endoplasmic reticulum signal sequence receptor activity; 7S RNA binding; GTP binding.
AUGGUGCUUCAAGAUCUCGGGCGGCGCAUCAAUGCCGCCGUCUCAGACCUCACGCGGUCGCCCAACCUCGACGAGAAGGCCUUCGAUGCCAUGGUCAAGGAGAUCUCCAACGCCCUUGUCGAAGCCGAUGUAAACGUCAAGCUCGUAAUGAACCUGCGCAACUCGAUAAAACGCUCCGUCGACUUCAAGCACCUCGCGCCCGGCGUGAACAAGAAGCGCCUCAUCCAAAAAGCCGUCUACGACGAACUCGUCAAGCUCGUCGACCCCCACGCCGAACCCUUCAAGCCGAAAAAAGGAAAGCCCAACGUCAUCAUGUUUGUCGGUCUGCAGGGUUCGGGUAAGACGACGUCGUGUACCAAGCUGGCGCGCUGGUACUCUGCGCGCGGGUUCAAGGCGUGUCUCGUGUGCGCGGAUACCUUCCGUGCUGGUGCCUUCGACCAACUGAAGCAAAAUGCGACGCGCGCAAAGAUUCCAUACUUUGGAAGCCAUACGCAGACGGAUCCAGUUGCGGUAGCUAGAGAAGGUGUGGACAAGUUCAAGAAGGAGCGCUUCGAGAUCAUCAUCGUGGAUACUUCCGGUCGGCACAGACAAGAGAAGGACCUUUUCGACGAGAUGAUGCAGAUUCAGGAGGCCGUGCAGCCCGACCAGACCAUCAUGGUUCUCGACUCAACAAUCGGUCAGGCAGCAGAAGCGCAGUCACGGGCGUUCAAAGAGGCAGCAGACUUCGGAGCCAUCAUACUCACCAAGACGGAUGGUGCGGCAGCGGGAGGUGGUGCCAUCUCUGCCGUCGCAGCAACACACACACCCAUUGUGUUCCUUGGUACCGGAGAGCACAUGCUGGAUCUCGAGCGCUUCAGCCCCGAGCCUUUCGUUUCGAAGCUGCUCGGCAUGGGCGACAUCGGCGGUCUCGUCGAACACGUACAGUCACUCAAGCUGGACCAGAAGGAUACGAUGAAGCACAUCACGCAGGGCAUCUUCACCAUCAAGGAUCUCCGAGACCAGCUCUCCAAUAUCAUGAAGAUGGGCCCUCUCUCAAAGAUGGCAGGCAUGAUUCCCGGACUGAGCGGCAUGAUGAACGGAAUGGACGACGAAGAAGGCAGUUUGAAGCUAAAGCGCAUGAUCUACAUCUGCGACAGCAUGAACGAAAAAGAGCUCGAGUCAGACGGCAAGAUGUUCAUCGACCAACCGGAGCGCAUGACACGUAUAGCACGUGGCUCCGGCACCUCUGUGCGCGAAAUCGAAGAGCUGUUGACGCAGCACAAGAUGAUGGCUGGUAUGGCUAAGAAGAUGGGCGGAGGCCUAAAGAACAUGCAAAAGGCACAGGGCGCGAUGGGCGGAGGAAACAAGGCACAGCAACUCGCCGCCAUGCAGAAGCGCAUGGCGAGCAUGGGCCAAGGCGGCAUGGGCGGAGGAGGCAUGCCCGACAUGGCCUCCAUGAUGAAGAUGCUCGGUGGAGGCGGCCGAGGCGGAGGUGGUAUGCCCGAUAUGUCUGCCCUCGCAAACAUGAUGGGUGGUGGCGGACGAGGAGGAGGCGGCAUGCCCGACAUGUCCGCUCUUGCGAACAUGAUGGGCGGCAUGGGCGGCAUGGGCGGUAUGGGAGGCAUGGGAGGUGGUGGUAGUGGCAGGGGAAGGCGGUAG